Molecule: messenger RNA, 634 nt
Organism: Pelmatolapia mariae (spotted tilapia)
Lineage: Eukaryota; Metazoa; Chordata; Actinopteri; Cichliformes; Cichlidae
Product: transcription factor HES-5-like
Exons: 2
Coding region: 1-444 (147 amino acids)
Biological process (GO): regulation of neurogenesis; regulation of transcription by RNA polymerase II; anterior/posterior pattern specification
Cellular component (GO): nucleus
Molecular function (GO): protein dimerization activity; RNA polymerase II cis-regulatory region sequence-specific DNA binding; DNA-binding transcription factor activity, RNA polymerase II-specific
Source: RefSeq, a predicted model, not a curated record
AUGAAACCAGCAGAGAUCAGAUUCUCUCUACAGAGAUCUCCACAGCACAGAGAUCCAGGCAUGGCACCUAAAAUCCUUGCAGCACUUAGCAGUUCUGAGGAGCAUCUGACUCUGACUCACAAGCUCAGAAAGCCUCUGGUGGAGAAGUUACGCAGAGAGCGAAUCAACACCUGCAUUGAGCAGCUCAAGUCUCUUCUGGGUCCAGAGUUCCUCAAACAGCAGCCAGACUCCAAACUGGAGAAAGCAGACAUCCUGGAGAUGACCGUUUGCUUCCUGACACAGCUACAGCAGCAGAGAAACCUGCUGACCCACUCCAACAAGCUGCAGACUGCCUCUGAUAAGAAGCUGAAAGAGGCUGACUUCUCUCCUCUGAGCUCCACAGUCCAGAACAUGAUCACCAAAAACAAAUGUCCAAUCAACAGCGCCCUCUGGAGGCCAUGGUAGACACUACAAAGUGGAGUUAAUACCAAGAAAAAAAAAAAGAGCAUAUUGGUCAAACGUGACAGGACUGAAUUAUUUGAACUUUGUGUUCUUGUGUGUCUGUAAGACGACAUUUCCUGAGGAAAUGACAGCAAUAGAGCCUUUCGUGUUAAGGAAGAAAACAUCUUGUCAUGCAUGUAGCAUGAAUGAAAUC